GGCCAGUGCACCUGCGGUCUGCACAGACCGCUCCGCUCGCCCACCAGCGGGCACUCAUGUUUGGCUGGGUCGGCCUCUGGGCUGAGCAGGACUGCGAGGUCCUGAGUUCCCACCUAGGAGUUGAGGAACUAGGACGCUGUGAGGUCACUGAGCUCCAGGUACUAGCGGACAGCUCGCGGGUAACGACGCAGGUCGCUUGACCAGGACCGGAAGUUCAGAGCAGCUCCCAUCCGCCGUGCAGGAUGACGCACUUCCCGCCACGGGCGGCCGCUAUUCUCGCGGCUUACAGCUGGUGGCGCUGGGCCCCCGGAAACCUCGGCUGGUGACCGUUAGCCCUCGAGCAUUCUGGGAGUCGAGCCCAGUCUCCUCCCCUCCUUCCUGUCCUUAGUUCCCGGCUUGCUUCUCGAAGUAGCGCCACAGUUUCCGGGGCUGUUCGGUGGCUCUACCCAAGCGCUGGGGAGUGAGCGAUUCGGAAGAGGUUCGGGUGCGCAUGCGCACAGGACUACACGUCCCGACAGGCCCCGGCAGCCAUGGUGCAGUGCCUUGUGGGAGAUGUAGUUCUUCCAGCGCGAAGGCUGCGGCCCUGGGCCCGCAGAGGACUCUCUUUCCCAGAGGGCCGAGCGUGGGCGCGGACAGGCGGUGCUGCAAAAUGGAGGCUGCCGGUCAGGAAGGUGCCUGAUCUUCGAGGAGCACCUCCUGCACACCACACACAGUAACAGUCUCCCUGCAGCCCUCCCCCAGCUCCCGCUGAGCAGGUGAACAGGAAUGGACUUGGAAUACUCCUGGCUAAGACAACCACACCUUUGUCAUUGUCACGGAGGACCUUCAUCUGGGCUCUGCCCACCUGGCUCUCCAGUCAGCACGACAGUGUCAGCCACUGACACCCAGCAGACGAGGUGUCACGUCUUGAGGACACAUGGCUGAGGCAGGGACAGACGAGCCCUCCACCUGCUUGGAUCCUGAGCAAGGGACAGAGUACGACACCCUGCCUUCCGACACAGUCUCCCUCAGUGACUCGGACUCCGACAUCAGCGUGCCUGGUGGGGCCGAGGUGGAAGCACUGUCCCCAGAGGGGUUGCCUGGAGAGACCCAGGAAGACUCAGGCCCCGAUGAGCCCUCUUCACCCCCAACACUCUCCACAGGCCUCCCCACAACUGCAGUGCAACCAUUCCACCUCAGAGGCAUGAGCUCCACCUUUUCCCAGCGGAGCCACGACAUCUUUGACUGCCUGGAGGGGACAGCCAGGCAGGCCCCACCUUGUGUGGCCCAAACCAGCAUGAAUGACAGUGGAGUCUUCAAGCGGCCCCUGGUGCCCUCAAGCCAGCCUCCUGUUGAGGGUCUGGGCACUACCCACCGGGGUUCCGUCCCCUCAAGAGCACCCCCUAUUCCCGACUACGUGGCACACCCUGAGCGCUGGACCAAGUACAGCCUGGAAGGUGUGGCUGAAGCCAGCGAGCAGAGCAACCGAGCCGCCGCCCUGUCCUUCCUGGGCUCCCGGCGCCUGGCUGCCCCCUCCGACUACAUGCCUUCCUUCAACCAGGACCCCUCCAGCUGUGGGGAGGGAAGAGUUGUCUUUACCAAACCAACUCGAACGAGCGAGGCCAGACCCGAGAGAAAGAGGGCUCUGGGGAGGGGGAGAGAGCAAGGCAGGGGCACGUCUGGGAACCCGGGUAUGGCUGGGGGCGAGGGCCCUGUGGAGUUGGCCCACCUGGCCAGACCCGGGAGCCCAGAGUCUGAGGAGUGGAGCAGCCCUCAUGGGGGCCUGCAAGAAAUAGGAACACCAUCAGGAACUGCCCCUGGUGGGUCAGUAUCAGGCCCCCAGGAGGUGGAGACUGUUGGUUUCCAUGGCAGUAAAAAGCGGAGCAGAGAUCACUUCCGGAACAAGGGCAGCAGCCGUGAGGACCCAGGUGCUGAGGUCUGAGGGGAGACAGCCCUGACAGUCCACCCUAAGGGCUGCCAUUGUCUUGGCUCCCCAUCUAGACUGGGGCUGGCAUGAGAGCGGAAGCUGUCCCUGGGGAAGGAAGCUGGUGGACUGCCUGUAGGUGGCGCCAGCAGCCCUGGUUGGGACUCAGGACAAGUCUCUAGAGUAGAGAUCUUACUGAGCCCUGUGGGGUGCAGGACAAAAACUGUGGCUCCUUGGGUGCCUCUUACGGUGACAAUAAAGGUUCUGGGUCUUC
This is a messenger RNA of Tupaia belangeri chinensis (Chinese tree shrew), 2177 nucleotides long. It is a transcript of the gene TSSC4, whose product is annotated as tumor suppressing subtransferable candidate 4. Lineage: Eukaryota; Metazoa; Chordata; Mammalia; Scandentia; Tupaiidae. The record is from RefSeq and is a predicted model, not a curated record. The transcript has 4 exons. The coding region runs from base 917 to 1921 and encodes 334 amino acids.